Molecule: messenger RNA, 1445 nt
Organism: Xenia sp. Carnegie-2017
Lineage: Eukaryota; Metazoa; Cnidaria; Anthozoa; Malacalcyonacea; Xeniidae
Product: syntaxin-12-like
Exons: 12
Coding region: 308-1156 (282 amino acids)
Biological process (GO): vesicle fusion; vesicle-mediated transport; intracellular protein transport
Cellular component (GO): SNARE complex; membrane; endomembrane system
Molecular function (GO): SNARE binding; SNAP receptor activity
Source: RefSeq, a predicted model, not a curated record
GUACCUAUCUUUUCAAACGUUGUCGACGGGUGGUGUUGAAAUGACAAAGAAAAUGUAAAUUUUUCUCAGAAAAUAUAACUGAUUUCAGUAGAUUUGAGAAACAACUCAAACAAGCAUAAAGAUUGUCGUUGGCGAGCAUCAAGUGGCACUGAUAUAAACCGGAAUUGAAACGUUUCUCAUUACAUUGCAAAUGUUGUCGCAUUUCGUUUGAAGAUUAUUCGUCCGUGACUUGCUCUGAAAUUGCAUUGCAUUUUGUGUGAUAGAAUGAUGAGUUUUGUAUAAUGAACAAUUGACUUGAAAGUUGAAAAUGUCUGCAGAAUUCGAUCGGGGAUAUGGAAGUAUCAUAGGGGGUACUGGUGGUGGUAUGGAUGAUAGACAGUUUGCUGGAGGAUAUCAGUCUGAUGAUUAUGUGAUAUUCCAAUCUCUGAGCGACACCGUCAGUAGCAAUUUAUUUCAAAUCAAUUCAAAUGUGCAAGCAUUGGAGAAAAUCUGUAAACAGCUUGGAUCAACUUUAACAGAGGUUCCAUACGAUAAAUUACAUGAUAUUCAACAAGGAACUAACAAGAUUGCCUCUGAUACAACAGUUUGUCUUAAACGAAUGAUCAAUUUACAAGGAGGCAGUGUAACAGAAAGAAGAAAACAAAAGCUGCAACAAGAAAGGUUAAAAGAUGAAUUUGAAGACUCCAUUUCAAAGUAUACAAAUAUCCAAAAGAAACUUAAAGAAAAAAGUAAACAACUGUUCAAUAACUCCACAAGCACGGUCAAGUUCACGUCACAUAAAAACAACGAAAAGGCAAAAGGCGACAAGACGACGCUAUUAUCAGACGAUGUCUUAGGUGACCAACAGCAGUUGGAUGAUUCCGUAUCGCUGAUCGAAGAACGAGAGAGAUUAGUGAGACAGCUAGAGUCUGACAUUCUUGACGUCAAUGAGAUAUUCCGAGAUCUAGCAUCCAUCGUUCACGAGCAGGGUGAAGUUGUAGAUUCCAUUGAGGGCAACGUCAUCACUGCACAUGAUGACGUAAUAAAUGCGAAGGACGAACUACGUAAAGCAAGCGUGUAUAGGAGAAAAGCGCGAAAAAAGAAAUGUUGUUUAUUGUUGUUAUUUUUGAUCAUUUUGACAAUAGUUAUUCUUGUGAUAUAUUACGAGACGAAAUAAUUACAGUUACAUGAAGUAACGUACUGUUUGGGAUAAUUGAUACCUUAAGUACUUCAUGGAUAUGUUAGUCGUAGAAUUAUUAGUGUUAGGUAGUUGUUUAGUCCCCUUCCCUCCCCCCCCCCCGACUAAUCACAUUCAACUAUUAUUACAAACUUUGUCUUCGUCGAAUGACGGGGGGGGGGGAAUUGAGGCUAGUAAAUCAUGAAAUGUUUAUGUGUAUGUUACAUGAAAUGAAUGAAAUAUGUUCGUCUACGAUAUAAGAAAUUAUAUUCAAAAAUAAGAACUUCAA